AUGAGCACUGCAAAGCUUAACGAGGUCAUUCAGGACCUGCCUGCAGAGCAGCAGAAGGCGCUGUCACAGCUGUACCUUUUCCUCGUUCAGAACCCAAGUCACAAUAUCCGCAUCCGCGGCUGGGCCGAUGUGCAGCGCGCAAUCGCAGAGGACUACCAGGUUCUGGUCUGGCGCCCUGCUGAGCUGCUGAAUGGCCGCCUUGCCAUGAUUGGCUUCACUCUGGGCGCCAUCACCCAGGCACGCACAGGCAUCAGUGUGUGGGGCCAGCUCAACGCGCUGCCUUUCGCCUACCUGCUCGCAUACGGCCUCGUUGUCACUGGAGGACUCCUAAACCAGACGUUUGGCAGGCCGAAGGAGGGCAUCAGCCUUGGUCCCAUCAAGUUCAGCCAGCGCGCAGAGCUGCUGAACGCCCGCAUGGCCAUGGUUGGAUAUGCAAUCCUGGCCUAUGUCGGCUACAACCAGGGCAUUGCCAGCUAA
Messenger RNA from Coccomyxa subellipsoidea C-169, 477 nucleotides. RefSeq lists its product as hypothetical. NCBI's taxonomy places the organism in Eukaryota, Viridiplantae, Chlorophyta, Trebouxiophyceae, Coccomyxaceae. The transcript is spliced from 6 exons. The record is from RefSeq and is a predicted model, not a curated record. Bases 1 to 477 code for a protein of 158 amino acids.